Molecule: messenger RNA, 1246 nt
Organism: Diatraea saccharalis (sugarcane borer)
Lineage: Eukaryota; Metazoa; Arthropoda; Insecta; Lepidoptera; Crambidae
Source: the annotation of a GenBank genome assembly
GUAGUUUUAAAUGCUAAUAAUUAAAAGAAGACGAAGAUUAGUAGUUUUAUUUUACCUUAUUCGUAAAGUUUUAAAAGAACUACCUACCUUUGAAAAUGCAAUCCGACACACAGAUUCAGCAAACAGAACAACAAAUCGAGGCACAGCCUGCAAGUGAAGAUUCAACAAACGCCAUGGUCGUGAAACAAGAUAAUAUUGUAAUUGCACCGGCAAUGGUGGUCCCAUCUGAACAGGCUUCGAAUAAUCCCAUAGUCAAAGAAGCACAGAAAACUCCUCCGAAAAAGCCAAAAAAACGAAAACCAAAAGUUCCUCGUGACAAUACAGCUCCUCGGCAGCCACUUACUGGUUAUGUAAGAUUCUUAAAUGAACGUCGUGACCAACUUCGUGCUGAACAACCAGAUUUGGGCUUCGCAGAGCUGACACGCCAGUUAGCAAGUGAGUGGAGUAAGCUACCUACUGAAGAAAAACGGCAUUACUUAGAUGCUGCUGAUCAAGACAAAGAAAGGUAUAUCAAAGAAUGGGCAGAGUAUAAAAAAACUGACUCAUAUAAGGAAUUCAGACGGCAACAAGUGGAACAAAAGGAAUCAAGUAUUGCUGCAAAGAAGAUGAAACAUAAUACUACUACAGAAAUAACAUCAAAUUCAACAACAAGUCAAACAAUAGCAGAUCAAAAUGUAACAACGGUAAAUUGUAAUAAUGCUAUAAUCCCAGCAAUAACAACCCCGCGCCAGCAGACUCCACCAAGACCUAAACCAUGCAUCACUCCAGCAUUAGGUGAAGAUAUGCACAAUGGUGAUACGGACAUACCAAUAUUUACAGAUCAAUUUCUUCAGCACAAUAAAUUGAGAGAAUCUGAACUUAGGCAACUAAGGAAAGCUAACUCUGAUUAUGAACAACAGAAUGCCAUACUACAGCGACAUGCGGAAGAAGUAAGUGGCGCCACAUCACGACUUCGCGCUGAAACUGCGGCCGCCGCUGAAAGAACUGCAGCGUUGCUGGCUCACAGACGUGCACUCGUCAAUGCGUUAGUGCAAGCACUGCAAACAUUUUCUUUGCCAGGUGGUCCUGCUGGUGCAACAGAAGCUAACAUUGAAGAAUACAUGGAGAAGUUACAAGCUCUCGCAGCAGAAACGAAACCAAAUGCGGUUGUGAAGCAGGCUCGUGACAUUUUGAAUAGGAUCGAGUUGCCUCUGAAUUAAAGAUAAUGCAGUAUUUAAAUAAAUUAUUUAUAAUGUCUUUGGUUGUU